Molecule: messenger RNA, 2707 nt
Organism: Megalobrama amblycephala (Wuchang bream)
Lineage: Eukaryota; Metazoa; Chordata; Actinopteri; Cypriniformes; Xenocyprididae
Product: relaxin receptor 2-like
Exons: 10
Coding region: 410-1915 (501 amino acids)
Biological process (GO): G protein-coupled receptor signaling pathway
Cellular component (GO): membrane
Molecular function (GO): protein-hormone receptor activity; protein binding; G protein-coupled receptor activity
Source: RefSeq, a predicted model, not a curated record
ACUCCUCUCAAAGUGCCUGCAUUUUUGCAAAUUGUCGUCUGUGUAUUUUUGAGCAUUUCCCCUUUCAUAAUGAGCACUUUGGACUUGUUUUCCGCAUUUCUGUGAGCAAUGCACUGGUAACUGGUAAUUAUAUUCAGCAUGGAAAGAGACGGACAAUGGCCAUCAGCAGGCUCGUUUAUGCUGUGAUAAGCUUGCCGCUGAAUGACAAUUUGCCAUCUGCAAAUACAGACUGGCAGUUCCGAGAGAAAGACUAUCAGCGUCACUAUCACUAUCACUAUCCUCUCAUCAAGGCACUCACUGAAUGAAUGAUUUCAGCAUGGGGCUUCAUGAGGCAAGCUUAUUAUUCAUGUAGCUGUCAUGCACCUAUGGCUCUUGAUCAGAUUUAUUUUUGCUGUUGCAGAGCAGUGGGAUGAGUUCUCCCAGUUGUCGGGACUUUGCUGAGAACCACGUUGAGUUGCUGAAUUAUUCAACUCUGAUGACAUGCACCGAGCUCACAGUGCUAUCACUGCAUGACAAUAAAAUCAAGAUCCUUCCAGAAAGCACGUUUCAUUCUCUUGGAUCUUUGGUUGAACUAGAUUUGUCUUACAACAGACUUUCCGAUCUUCCUAAAAACACUUUCAAGACUUUAAAAUAUCUGCAGAAACUCAACAUAUCCCAUAAUCCUGCACUCCGUAUUCAUGCCAGUCACUUCGAUCACCUGGUCCAACUUGAGUCUCUGAGUCUGGAAGGCCUUGAAAUUCCUAAUAUAACCACCAAGAUGUUUCUUCCAAUGGGGAACCUGUCCCACAUAUAUUUUAAGGAUUUUCAGUAUUGUUCGUAUGCCCCACAUGUUCGGAAAUGUAAACCUAACACAGAUGGAAUUUCAUCAGUUGAAGACCUGUUAGCCAGCGUGGUUCUGCGGGUGUCCGUCUGGGUGAUGGCCUUCUUUACCUGCUUUGGGAAUCUCUUUGUUAUCGGAAUGCGCUCCUUCAUUAGAGCUGAGAACAACCUGCAUGCAGCCUGCAUCAAAGUCCUGUGUUUUGCUGACUGUCUGAUGGGAGUCUAUCUCUUCUUCCUGGGAAUAUUUGAUUUGAAAUUCCGUGGCGAAUAUAACCGGAACGCUCUUAUCUGGAUGGAAAGUGUGGAAUGCCGAACAGUUGGCUUUCUUGCCAUGCUCUCCUCUGAAGUAUCUGUACUCCUCCUCACCUACUUGACACUAGAAAAAUUCCUAGUUAUCGUUUUCCCCUUUAGCCAUCUGCGGCCAGGGAAGCUGCAGACAGUGUUGGCUCUCACCUUCAUCUGGAUUCUGGGAUUUGUCAUAGCAGCUGUUCCCCUACUAAAUGAAGACCUGUUUGGGAACUAUUAUGGGCGAAAUGGAGUUUGUUUCCCUCUGCAUUCUGAUAGGCUGGAGAAACCAACAGCCAAGGGAUAUUCCACUGGGAUAUUUCUUGGUCUUAAUCUGGUGGCGUUCUUGGUGAUUGUCGUUUGCUAUUUCAGUAUGUUCUGUUCCAUCUAUAAAACUGGCAUCAAUGCCACAGAUGUGCGCAGUCGGCUACACAAGGAUGUGGCUGUGGCCAACCGAUUUUUCUUUAUUGUAUUCUCUGACGCCCUCUGCUGGAUACCCAUAUUUUUGGUCAAAACUCUCUCUCUUCUAAAAGUUGAGAUUCCAGGGACAAUAAACUCCUGGAUGGUGAUUUUCAUUCUUCCAAUCAACAGCGCCCUUAACCCCAUCCUCUACACCCUGACCACCAGCUUCUUCAGAGAGCAGGUGGAGCUUCUCCUGUGCCGCUGGCAGCGACACUCCGCGUCAAAGAAAGACCGUAAGAGUCUCACCAGCUCCACUAUCUACAUGGAGACCUCUCGAAAUGCAGAAUACCCUGCAAAAGUUUCCUUGCCACGACCGUCUUUGGCAUACAUGGAUAACCAAUAUGGGUGAAAGAGCCAAUGAGUAAAAGGCAUCAAAGUGUAGGCCUAUCAUAAUCAUUAUCUAUGUUCAGAAAGGAGAAUGAUGGUCUUUCCUGGAACAAUUUAAGUGAAAGGAUGGCACUGUUGAUUCAUUGUUCCAAUAUGGAGUGCUCUUUUUAGUCACGUGACUCUAGCUCUCCAUUAGGAGAAACAUUUGUGAACGGUUCAUCUAGAGCCUUGAUCCCCUCCAGCAUCCAUUUCCACCCUAAACGCCAUGUCUGGCCCUUAGCCCUUGAGCUGGGCUUGUUGAUUUUCUCAAAAGAUUUUAAAGAAGACUACAAAAACAGUGCAGAUGACUGUCAGUAUUUACUGCAGAGCAUCAUUUCUAUGAAGGAAAAUGUGUACAUUUGUUUGCGGAGAUGUUUGAUAUGUCGUGGAUUUGGAGAUUGAAUUUGAGAAGUUAAUUGUAAUGUACAGCAAAAGGGUUUUUAUGCUUGCUUUGCCAUUUCAGAGAAAAAGGUUAUUAAAGGGAAAUGCCUCACAGUUUCUUGGUCAACAAAGUAGAUGGCUGCUGACUGAACAAAAGCAUCAAGAUAAAGAGGUCCAUAGCAUUCAUCUGUAUAAUAUAACAGAAAUGUUGUUUUUGUUUGUUCUUUGUCAUUUUUAAACAACGAUGCAUUUUUAUACUCAUGUAGACUAUUUAUAAGUUCGAUUUUUCUACGCAUCUCAAGAUAUGUAAACAAACAUUCAAAGUCAGAUGUAAAUAUGUUCAUAGUCCGAAGUCUCAUGGAAUGUGUCAAGCAAUAUAAAAUUGACAAUUUGA